Molecule: messenger RNA, 6210 nt
Organism: Argiope bruennichi
Lineage: Eukaryota; Metazoa; Arthropoda; Arachnida; Araneae; Araneidae
Product: lanC-like protein 3 homolog
Exons: 5
Coding region: 501-1736 (411 amino acids)
Biological process (GO): carbohydrate metabolic process; peptide modification
Cellular component (GO): plasma membrane
Source: RefSeq, a predicted model, not a curated record
GCAGGAAUGCCGGCUUGUUGCUUGAUCGUGUCACGAACUUUUAUGCAUACCUAUGAUCGAUUGUUGAUGACCAUUCAGUGUUCAUUGAUUAACUGAUCGUAAAGCAAACGGUUUUGUGAAUACGGCCUUUACCUUACAGUUGAAGAGUAAGAUGAAAGAUCAGUGAUCGUAUUGCUUCCUUUAGACUUCUGCCUUGCAUUGAUUUUAUUUUGUUUCCAUCUGUAGCAAACAAAUAGCAUACAAGCAUCAUCAUUCAAAUUCUCACAUAUUUUGACACACAUUAACUGUAACCUAUCGGCAUCCAGGGGGUAGCAGGCUUUCUGUUUUCAUCCCACGCACUUUACUCUGAAGCUCAAGAUUAGGCAACUCCAUUAAAUAUAGAUGGAUAUAAUUUCAACAAACGCAAAACAAAACUAUCUUCGAAAGAGUUCAGGAUCUCCUCAGCCUCAUUAAAGUCUUUCAACUGAGAUAUUUGACUGUUCUUUCCCUAAAUUUGAAUCAUGGCUGGAAGACGCUAUUUUGUCAAUAAUAUGGCUGAUUCUGCUGGAAAAUAUUUUGAAAUUCCAAAAGAAGACAUCAAGACCCUCUGUUAUUCCUAUCUUCAGCGUGUUUUCGAUGAACAGACUCUUACAUCUGAGGAUGCAGAUGGUGGAAUCUAUAUUGGUUUGGCAGGUGUUAGUUACAUGUGCUAUUAUUUGGCUGAGCAUCCAGAGUUUGCUGAACUGAGAGAUGAUUUAUUGGAACGGAGUCAAUAUUACUUGCAGUAUGCCCUAACAGUUGCAGAAACUCCUAAUCUUAUAACCUCAAGAGCAGCUUUUCUAUUUGGGGGCUGUGGGACUUACGCUCUUGCAGCUGCUGUGUAUAGAGCUCUUGGGAAGGAGAGAGAAAGUAGAUAUUUUCUUGGAAAGUAUGUUUCUUUCGCUGAUGGAUGUCAACGUCCAGAUUUUUUGGGCUGCGGUUUAUAUGAAGUUUUGGGAGGAAGAGCUGGCUAUUUAUCUGGAAUUCUCUUUCUACAAAAGGUGUUUGGAUCUGAGAUAUUGCCAGAAGAUAGGAUUAACAGAAUAUGUGCAACCAUUGUGCAUGCUGGUGUGAACUAUUCUAGGAGACAUAGAUCUCCUUGCCCCCUCAUGUAUGCGUAUCAUGGUACAGAAUAUUUAGGGGCGGCUCAUGGCUUAUCAGGCAUUCUCCAGGUGUUGUUGGGCUUUCCCAAAUUUUUGCAAAGAUAUCCAGAUGCAGAAUCAUUGAUAAAACGCUCUAUUGAUUGGCUUCUGAGUGUGCAGUGUCCGUCAGGUAAUUUCCCAUGUGCUCUGGAGGAAGUGACAAAACCUAAACCAGAAUCCCAAGAUUUUAUACAUUGGUGCCAUGGAGCUCCCGGUGUUGUUUAUUUAAUGGCCAAGGCUUACUUGAGAUGGAAUGACGAAAAGUAUUUCCGUUCCUGUCUUGCAUGUGGAGAUAUUGUGUGGAAAAAAGGACUGUUGAGAAAAGGCCCUGGUAUCUGUCAUGGUGUUGCUGGGAAUGCUUAUAUCUUUUUGCUCUUGUUUCGCCUGACAGAGCAUUACAAGCACCUGCACCGCGCUCUGCAAUUUGCUAACUUUCUUAAAAGUGACGAGUUCAAACAGGCCCGCAUUCCCGAUAAACCACUUAGCUUAUUUCAAGGGCUCUCUGGUACUGCUUGUUUCUUAGCAGAUCUCUUGGAACCAAAGAUGGCACAUUUUCCAUUAUUCGAUAUAUUCUAAGUUCAGUUUGUUUAUUUUAUUCUGUGGUUUAUUUUGUGAAGAAAUUGACUAUAAACGGGGGGGGGGGGAGGUAAAAAGUCCUAAACGCACUCAUUUUUUGCCUAGUUUUUGUGUUUGACAAUUUUUCAUUAUGAAAUUAUCGUAUUAACUAUUGUUAUUCAUUCUAAUGCAUUUAUUCAUGCUGAUUGCAAAUCUGUUACUAAUUUUUUUAUGCCGCAAGUAUUUUUUUAUAGUACAAUUGCCUUAACGCAAGAAUGAGAAGAAUGUACAGAUUAACAUUAUAUACGUGGCAGAAUAACACAAUAAUUUGCAAAUUCGGUAAAUUUAAUAUGCAUUUUGAAAAUUAAAUGGUUUUUACAUAUUUGAGCAUAAUUAUUUUACGGACCAGCCGUUUGCUUUUGUUACGAUUCUAUGUCUUUUUGACAUAGAAGACAUCAAUUCCACAAGCAGGUUUUUCGUAGUUGAAGGAAAAUAUUAAAGCUUCAGUUAACUCACGUUUGAAAGGGUUUUUUUUUUAUUUUUGAAAUAUUAUAACCAAUUUUAUGUCAAAGCUUCUCUAUCCUAUUAAGAUCUGGAGACUGCCUUGGUCAGUUCAUCCUAUUCACAAUAUUGUCUUCCAACCAUCUCUGGACUAAUUUGGCACAGUAACAUUGAGCAUUAUCCCCCCUGAAAAAUUUAUGACUGAUCCUUAAAAAGAUCUUUCGCUGAUGGUAACAAUUUAUUUUGUAGUACUUCAAGGUUAUCUCCUGCUUUAACUGUUCCGUGCAUGUUGUGAGGUCUUCCAAUACCACGAGACUUUAGUCUUUUUAUUUGACCAUAUGUUUGGCGCAAUAUAGCCUUUCCUGGUUCUUGUGCCAUUAAAACAGAUAAACCAAACCAUCCAAUACCACGAGGACAAUGAGGGCUGAAUUCCUCAUGAGUACGUUGUCUUACAUAGGCACUACUUUGGUUACCAGAAAUACUAAACUGACUUUCAUCACUAAGCAUUUCCUUUUCCCUGUUUUCAGUAGCAUAUAAGAUCCCUUACCCACGCCAACCGCCCCUUGCGUUGGAAAUUCGUUUGGGAUGGUUUUGGGCGAGCUUUGCAGUCUCGUAAUCCAAAUUCAAAUAAUCUUCCUCUCACAGUUGUUAUGCACUCAUUCGCAUUUGAUGUCAAAUUCCAUUGUUUCAGAAGUUGUGGUGAAUUAAGCUUUCUGUUUGAAAGUUAAAUUCAGUGCAUGACAUUGUCUUCACUUAAAGUUGUUUUCCUCGGUCGCCCAGUUCGCUUCUCGUUCUCAGUAGAAUUUGUUUCAGAAUAUCUUUUCAACGUUCUCACUGCAGUAGAAAUUUCCCUUGGUACUUUAGUGGCAAUUUGUUACAUAAAAUUACCUUUUCUCUUCAAAAGUAUUACUUGUACCUUUUACUUUCAAGCAGAAAUGAGUAUUUACCGAUAAUUUUAAUAUUUUCCAUAUAUGCACUUCAAAUUGCAACAUCAAUUUCUUUCAAUGCAUUUAAAGAUGUUGACCCCUCUGCUUUCAGUCCUUCUUCACUAUUGCUCUCUGAUUGGUUCGAACUGAGCAUUUCAUUAGUUGAAAAUGUAGACACUCAUUAUUACAAUGACUUAGCGCUUGUUUUAUCAUGGUUCUUUUUUUCUUCAAAAUGUUGAUGAAAAAACUUUACUUGAAUAUCUACAGAUUUGAAAUCAGACAUAAAAAAAUAUGUUAGAAUAAAUAACAAAAAUUAAAAUAGUGUGAUAAUUUUAAACGAAAAAUUAAGUCAAACAUAAAAAUUCGGCAAAAUCAUGAGUGUAUCAGGACCGUAUUUUUCUUUGAAUCUAUGAUUGAUAUGAACGAAUUAUAUUUGUAGUCAUUAAAUUCGUUCACAUUCCUGAUUUCAUUUAACAUUUUUUAAAUAUAUUAGGAAUUUUAUUUUUGUGGUAGCAGUGUUUUGUUUUUCAUUUUCUUGUUAUUUGUGCUAAUUGCAAACUGAAUCGAAAAGAAAAGUUUUCAUUUAUAAAGCCAUUCAUGUCUAAUUAAUAUUUUAUUACAUGAAGAAAGUGGGAUCCGCUUACAGGACUAAAUGACGGAACGAAACGACAAUUUUGUAGCAAAACUCAAUGACCGAAUUAGGCAAGUUGCUGCCCCAGGCAGUGCAUAUUGAGAAAAUCCCCACUUUUUAUAAACUGAUUAAUUUAGUUCAAAAUUUCAGUAUUUUUAAAAAUUUAAUCAACAUUUAAUGAUAUAUCUUAAAUUAUUUUUAUCUCUUAAAAAUCUAUAUUUUUAUUUAUUUAUUUUUGAUAAGUUUGCAUAUCAUCGGAAAAUUGUUAAAGUAAUAAAUUUCUUGAAAAUUUUAAGAUAAAUAUUGGAUAAUUAUUCCUUUAUAUAUAAAUAAAAGUAUUUAUUACAGAUUAUAAGGACUACCAAAUAAAAUAAUUCGAUAUAGCAAUUAGCACAAAUAACAACAGAUUAGGGAAUUUAUUUAUCUUUUUUUAUGAUUUGCCAUCUAGAAGUUUAUGUAUUCAGAACACAUGAAGUUCUUGAAUAUAUAUAAAUAAUUUCGUUAUUUGGAGACAAGAACCGGAAGCAUGUGUACUGGCCAAAUUAAGUUUAUGAGCUUAAUAAGAGCUGGCUAAUGAAAUCUUAUUUCUAAUCAAUGUAUUCGGCUAAUGGAAUCUUAUUUCUAAUCAAUAUAUUGGACUUAUGGAAUCUUAUUUUUAAUUAAAGACUGAGCUCCAUCAUAUUGACCAGACACAUUUUAUUGCUGGCAUUAUUGUAAUACUGUCCUCUUGUAUAUUCAAUUGAGAAAGUGUCUCUAAAACUAAAUUCUACAUUUUAAUUGCUGAAUAAUUUACUCAAUUGCAUGAAUUUAAUAAAUCAAGGUACAAAAUCGUCAUUAAAGAAAACAUAUCAACUGCAAAGAUUAAUUAAUCUGAAUGAAUAAUAUCUUAGAUAGAAUCAAUAUGCAUGAUAUCAUACAUUUUAGUUCCUUGAUUAUUUCAUUUACCACUCUUUUAUAUAUAAGCUCUAAGUAUUCUAUGCAUGUCGUUUUAAAUAAAUGAUAGAUUUAACUUGGAUGUGAUGCUUUCUAUGUAAUUUUUGAAAAAAAAAAAUCAUCGUAUUGUGGAAAUCGAAUACUCCCACAACAUUUCCAUUGUUUAUCUGAAAUACAGUCAACAUGUAUGAAAUUAUGUGUUUUAAUUCCUUGAUUAUUUUAUUUACCACUCUAUAUUCGGAAUUAUUUUAUACUAAGAAUUCUAUGCAUGCUGUUUUAGAUAAAUAAUAGAUUUGUCCUUGAUGUGAUGUGAUGUUUUCUAUGUGAUUUUUAAAAAAAAAUCAUCAUAUUCUGAAAAUUUAACAUUCCUAAAACAUUUUCAUUAUUAAGUUAUUCGAAAAUUCAUCUUAAGUACAGUCAACAUGUAUGAGGUUAUGUGUUUUAGUUCCUUGAUUAUUUAAUUACCACUGUUUUGUAUUCAGGCUCUAAGAAUUCUAUGCAUGCUGUUUUGGAUAAAUAAUAGGUUUGUUCUAGAUGUCAUGUGAUAUUUUCUAUGUGAUUUUUUUUAAAAAAAAAUUCAUCAUAUUUUGGAAAUUUAAUAUUUCUAACACAUUUUCAUUGUUAAAUUAUUCGAAAAUUCAUCUGAGGUGAAUCAAUAUGUAUGAAAUAAUUUGUUUCAGUUCCUUGAUUACAUUAUUACCACUCUUUUAUAUAUAAGCUCUAAGAAUUCUAUUCAUGUUGCUUUAGAUAAAUGAUAUUUGUCCUAGAUGUGAUGUGAUGUGAUGAAAUGUGAUGUGAUGUUUUCUAUGUGAUUUUUUAUAAAAUUCAUCAUAUUUUGGAAAUUUAAUAUUUCUGAAACAUUUCCAUUGUUAAGUGAUCCAAAAAAUUCAUCUGAGGUGGAAUCAACAUGCAUGAAAUUGUGUGUUUUAGUUCCUUGAUUAUUUUAUUUAUCACUCUUUUUUUACAUAUAAGCUCUAAGAAUUCUACGCAUGUUGUUUUAGAUAAAUGGUAGAUUUGUUCUAGAUGUGAUGUGAUGUUUUCUAUGUGAAUUUUUUAUAAAGUUCAUCAUAUUUUGAAAAUCUAAUAUUCCUAAAACAUUUCCAUUGUAAAAGGAUCUGAAAAAUUCAUCUAAGGUGGAAUCAAUAUGUAUAAAAUAGUGUGUUUUAGUUCCUUGAUUAUUUUAUUUACCACUCCUUUAUAUAUAAGCUUUAAGGAUUCUAUACAUGUUGUUUUAGAAAAAUGGUAGAUUUGUUCUAGAUGUGAUGUGAUGUUUUCUAUGUGAUUUUUAAAAAAAUCAUCAUAUUCUGGUAAUUUAAUAUCCCUAAAACAUUUUCAUUGUUAAGUGAUCCCAAAAAACUCAUGUAUCCCUUUGCCGUGAAAUAUUAAAAUCCUGAUGCCAAGAAAUUUUAUUGCAUGAACAACACGCUUCAACUCAUUGUGCCAGUGUUCCACUUCUUUUUUAUACAUUUGAUGUAUUGUGGGAUCAGUUUUCCCAAAGAAUUGC